This is a messenger RNA of Macroventuria anomochaeta, 1390 nucleotides long. RefSeq names its product histidinol-phosphate aminotransferase. Gene Ontology annotation, biological process: L-histidine biosynthetic process. The transcript is spliced from 3 exons. Gene Ontology annotation, molecular function: pyridoxal phosphate binding; L-histidinol-phosphate:2-oxoglutarate transaminase activity. Lineage: Eukaryota; Fungi; Ascomycota; Dothideomycetes; Pleosporales; Didymellaceae. The coding region runs from base 74 to 1381 and encodes 435 amino acids. The record is from RefSeq and is a predicted model, not a curated record.
GUACUCAUUCAAAAAGUCCGCGCCCGCACCCUCCACGACAUCAUAACGCGUCCAGCCUCCCACACCACUCGCAAUGGUUCCCAAGAACACGGCAUUCGAUCUGCAGACAUGUGCACGACCCAACAUCCUUGCAUUGGAGCCGUAUCGCUGUGCGCGCGAUGAUUACAAGGAUGACGGCACCAACAUCCUGCUCGACGCAAACGAGAACGCAUACGGCCCCGGCCUGGCGCUGAACGGAGAGGGAAAGCUGCCUGGCGCAAAUGUCAACGGCACAUCAGACUCAUCAGCGUCAAUUGAUGUAGAUCUACUCGGCCUUAAUCGCUACCCCGACCCCCACCAAGCAGACCUCAAGCAGCUUCUCUGCAACCUCCGCAACACGCACACCCACACAUCGAAGACCAUCGGCCCCGAGCACCUCUUCGUAGGCGUUGGGUCUGACGAAGCCAUCGACGCCCUCAUCCGCGCCUUCUGUGCCCCAGGCAAAGAGAAGAUCCUGACAUGUCCACCUACAUACGGCAUGUAUAGCGUCUCAGCGCAAGUCAAUGACGUCUCGCUCGUCAAAGUCCCACUACAGCUCCCCGCCUUCAACCUCGACGUCCCCGCCAUCCAGAAAGCGCUCGCUUCCGACCCCAGCAUAAAGCUCGCAUACCUCUGCUCGCCCGGCAACCCAACAGGGAAACUGCUGAAGAAGGAGGACGUACAAGCCAUACUGGAGACAAACUGGAACGGCGUGAUAGUUCUGGACGAGGCGUACAUCGACUUUGCGCCCGAAGGCUCGUCAAUGGCAGAAUGGGUCGCCGAAUGGCCGAACCUGGUCGUCAUGCAGACAUUGUCUAAGGCAUUUGGCCUCGCUGGAAUCAGACUCGGCGCCGCCUUCGCAGACCCUGCGAUCGCACAGAUACUGAACAACAUGAAGGCGCCAUACAACAUCUCGAACCCCACAUCCCAGCUUGCGCAAGCCGCGCUAAGCUCGAAGCACCUCAGCACAAUGAACAGAAAUAAGGACUUGAUUGUUAAGCAGAGGGCGAGGCUAAUUAAGGAGUUGCCGAAGGUUCCGGGUGUGGGGCAGUUGCACGGUGGGACGGAGAGCAAUUUCUUGCUCUACCAAAUGCUGGAUGAGCCGAGUGGAAAGCCUUCCAACGAAGUCGCAUUAGCAGUGUACCAAGGGCUGGCGGAAGAGAAGGGUGUUGUUGUUAGGUUUCGAGGAAAGGAGUAUGGGUGUGAGGGCUGCCUCAGGAUCACAGUAGGCACAGAAGACGAAUGCACACGCUUCCUGCAGGAGAUACGGAGCGUGUUGGAAAGCGUGUACAAGAAGAAGAAGAGUUUAAGUAGCAGCGAAGAAGAGCAGAAAGAGCAAGAAGCUAGCGCUGUCGUUGCAUAGGCUCAGAAC